UCUAUGUGAUCACAGGCAUAAGUAAAAAUGGCCGAAAAUGUUGGCCAAAGUGAUAAAGAAGAAGCUGGUGGGAGUGGCUGUGUUUUUACAAGUAAACAGAGAACCGAGUAUUUUGAUGAAUUAGAGAAAUGGCUUCUAGAUGCAUACGCAUGGCACAGUUUUGUAGCCAGUUUCCCUUACUUAGUUACAACUAGUCAAAUGUUGCAUGCUGCUAACCCAGCUGCAAGUUCAAAUGUUGGUGCUACAACAGCAAAUGCAGAUAUCCCACCAAACAGUCAGACUGCCAAUUAUGAAGGAGCACAUCAAAGAAGAGUUACUGAACCUGCACCAGUAUCCGCAGCUGCAUUACUUCAACCUGGAGUCACUGGUGUUACUUACAAGAUACCACCAGUGUGGAAGAGGUUGGCUGCAGAAUUCAUUGAUUCCAUGUUGUUGUUUAUACUAAAGUUGUCUAUAACAUUUAUAGCUGUGGAUGUUUUCGACUUUAUAAACUUUGAGAGGUAUUAUCUUGAUAUGCUUCAUGCAAACUUGAAAAUUGAUUACAAAAUGGCAUUGGAAUUGACAUCUGGACUCUUGGUUCUAGAGCUUAUUCAUAGAAUAUUUGUUUGUAUAUUCGAGGCAUCUUGGCUUCAACACGGGAGAAACGGGCGAGUUGGGGGAGCCACUCCAGGAAAGUCGAUAAUGAAACUAAAAGUUGUACUUUGUCAGAGUGUCACGUCAAUUGGUCGUCCAGAAGAUGAAUUAGUUUUAGUUGUUCCUGGAACCGACUUGGGCCUUUUGCCGGCAUUAGGGCGAUCUUUAUUAAAAAAUUUAAUUCUAGCAUUUUUCGUUCCAAUAUGUUUCGUCUUGUGCUUUUUUAAAUACAACAGAACAAUAUAUGACAUAUUUUGUAAUUCGAUUGUUGUUGAGGAUUCGUACAGAAACGGAAAUAAUAACAUAUAUAAUGACAACAACAAUAAUUUCAACAAUAACAAUAUAAACAAUCAAAGAGUUCAUCAAGAUUGAAAAUAAAAUUUGGCCAAAGAUAAUCCACAGUGUAAAUAACUUUGUAUCAUAAUGUAUACAUGGAUGAGUGAUGUGAUUAAAAUAUUGCCAUUACAAGUCGCUUGCAAACAUGUGUAACUAGAUGUUCAUAAACACUCGGCCAGUUUACGGA
Messenger RNA from Copidosoma floridanum, 1156 nucleotides. Its product is annotated as protein FAM8A1. Lineage: Eukaryota; Metazoa; Arthropoda; Insecta; Hymenoptera; Encyrtidae. The record is from RefSeq and is a predicted model, not a curated record.